Molecule: messenger RNA, 1360 nt
Organism: Magnolia sinica
Lineage: Eukaryota; Viridiplantae; Streptophyta; Magnoliopsida; Magnoliales; Magnoliaceae
Product: calcineurin B-like protein 7
Exons: 9
Coding region: 207-854 (215 amino acids)
Biological process (GO): calcium-mediated signaling
Molecular function (GO): kinase binding; calcium ion binding
Source: RefSeq, a predicted model, not a curated record
UCUAGCCAUUUUCUGUUAGUUGGAUUCAUAUCCUCCUGUUUUCGAUCGAUAUCUUACUUCAUUGCACGCAGUUUUCUGUUUGGAUUUUCAAUUCCUGUUCCAGUGCGGAUUUCUUGAAGCCGUUUUGCAUUUCGGCAACAUCAAAAGGUCCCAAAUUCAUGAAAAUCCCCUUAUUGUUUCAUAUUUGAAUAGUGCUUCUUGCUUUCAUGGGCUGCAUUUACUCCAAACAAAUCAAACAGCCUCAAGGAUAUGAGGAGCCUUCUGUCCUUGCAUCCGAAACAACUUUUACUGUGAGUGAAGUGGAAGCCUUGUAUGAGCUAUUUAAGAAGCUAAGCAGUUCCAUUAUCGACGAUGGGCUUAUUCACAAGGAAGAGUUCCAACUUGCACUAUUUAAGAACAGCAAUAAGAAGAAUCUUUUUGCGGACAGGGUCUUUGAUCUGUUUGAUCUCAAACGCAAUGGGGUUAUUGAGUUUGGGGAAUUUGUUCGAUCACUGAGCAUCUUUCACCCAAAUGCUCCGGAAUCAGAGAAAAUUGCAUUUGCAUUUAGAUUGUAUGAUUUGAGGCGCACUGGCUACAUUGAACGUGAGGAGUUGAAAGAGAUGGUGUUGGCCCUUCUGAAUGAAUCUGAUCUUAGCCUUUCCGAUGAUGUUGUUGAAACGAUUGUUGGCAAGACGUUCACUGAGGCAGAUUCAAAAGGCGAUGGGAAAAUAGAUCCAGAUGAGUGGAAGGAAUUCGUGGCACGAAAUCCAUCUUUGAUAAAGAAUAUGACUCUUCCAUAUUUAAAGGACAUAACAAUCGCAUUUCCCAGCUUUGUGUUGAACUCCGAAGUCGAAGAUGCAGAUAUGACAUCCUAAAUACAUGGAUCGUGCUGCUGUUCUCAUCCUGAAAAUAAAAGGGCCUCGAUCAAUGUCCUCUAUGGUUACUUUUCCAUUCUUGCGUUUUCUAUGGCAGUGCGAAAGGUAUGAAGAUAAUCGCACCGUUUCUUAUAUAUAUAAAAUGCAAGUGCGAAGUUGUUAGAAAUAUAAAAUGCAAACGCGAAGUUGUUAGAAAUACCUCCAAAUCUGAGCUUGAAAACCAUCUUGGUUUCUCGCAGAUGACGUGUAUUUACUAUCUUCAGUUUCGUGAUGUUUUUUUUUUUUUUUUUCAAUGCAGAGAAGAUAAAGCUAAAUGUAUAUAAGACUUUUAACUGUAUAUGUGGGACAACAUUUCUGUUUUCAUGCCUAUGCAAAACAUAAUUUCCAUGUUAAAAUUUUCGUGUUGUUUUCAUUGAGCAGAUGAUUUAAAUGUGUAUAAUGGGUUGUAGAUUUUCACUAUCAAAUUCAGAUAUUGUUAAAUGAUAAUGUUUUUGCAGCUUCAAGUA